CUGUCCAACCCCGCUAUGCUGGAGUCCUGCCCACUGCCAUUCGACGAGGGACGCCUCUGGAAGGGGGAGACCGGGGAGAAGCUCAAGGGGCAGCUGCAGGUGGGGGUCGUCGGGGGGCAGGCAGGCGAGGGGGCACGCGCGCGCACGUGCGAGGGCCCUGGCGGCGCGCCACGGUCGCGAACGCGGCGCCAAAAGCGUCGGGGCGUCGCGUUGCGGCCCCUCUCGCGGCGUUGA
Molecule: messenger RNA, 234 nt
Organism: Monoraphidium neglectum
Lineage: Eukaryota; Viridiplantae; Chlorophyta; Chlorophyceae; Sphaeropleales; Selenastraceae
Exons: 1
Source: RefSeq, a predicted model, not a curated record